AUGUCUUCGACUUUCAAGACCUUUGCAGUGGCAGGAGUAGGGAAUCUGGGUUCAUUCAUCGUGAAGGCGCUUCUCCAGAAGAAACAAUCUGGCCUUCCUAUCAGAGUUAUUACUCUCAGCCGCUCAACUUCCCCAGAUGCGAAAUUCGAGAGCCUGAUUUCUCAGGGUGCUGAGUUCAGGACCAUCGCCUACGAAUCGAAGUCAUCUUUGGUCGACUCUCUCGCGGGAGUCAACGUCGUCAUCUCUGCGCUUGGUUCCAGCCCCGGCGGUGGUAUUGGUUUGCAAGGACAGCUCGCUGAAGCUGCAAAGGAAGCCGGCGUCAGACUUUUCGUCCCCUCCGAGUACGGUAGGCCUUCCGACUCCGAGAAGGAUCCCAAGGCCCAGUUUCAUGGGAAGCUGAAGGCCCUCGGCUUGCCUUAUACGUUGUUUUUCAAUGGACCCUUCCCCGACUUUGUUUUCAGCCCAUUCCUAGGCCUAGACAUCAAGAAUGGGUCUGUCAAAAUAAGCGGCGACGGAAACGUCCCUAUCUCCUUCACCGCUCGCGAGGACAUUGCGCGGUACAUGGCACACGUUCUCACAAGCCUCCCCGCAGAGACACUUGAAUGGCGUAUUUUCCGUAUUGAAGGCGAUCGCCAGACUCUGAAUGAUGUCGUCAAGGCCUACGAAGAGAAGACCGGGAAGAAGAUCAAUGUCUCCUAUCAGCCCGUCAGCGAGUUGCAAGAGGCCAUGAAAGCUAAUCCCAAGGAUUUCCUCACGAUGGUGAAGUUAGCGUUUGCGCAAGGCCUUGGAGCAGUUGUAGGGGCUCCUGAAGAGCUCGCCAAUGGGGAGUUCCCGGACUGGAACCCGAAGAAGGUCAUCGAUGUUUUGACGUCGUAAUUUGGACUCCAGACACCAUGUAUACAGUAACAUCGAUUGUGGGAUUUAAUGAAUUUUGGUGUCAGUAUAUGGAAAGGCGAGGAAGUUUAGAACGCGCGAUUCAGCUAUUUUUGUAAGGUUGAAGAGGAACAUCAGGCUAUAGAAUGGAAUAUCAAUAAUG
Stereum hirsutum FP-91666 SS1 is the source of this 1036-nucleotide messenger RNA. Its product is annotated as NAD-P-binding protein. Gene Ontology annotation, molecular function: oxidoreductase activity. NCBI's taxonomy places the organism in Eukaryota, Fungi, Basidiomycota, Agaricomycetes, Russulales, Stereaceae. Bases 1 to 876 code for a protein of 291 amino acids. The transcript has 6 exons. The record is from RefSeq and is a predicted model, not a curated record.